This is a messenger RNA of Spinacia oleracea (spinach), 2256 nucleotides long. Its product is annotated as myb family transcription factor PHL6. NCBI's taxonomy places the organism in Eukaryota, Viridiplantae, Streptophyta, Magnoliopsida, Caryophyllales, Amaranthaceae. The record is from RefSeq and is a predicted model, not a curated record. Gene Ontology annotation, molecular function: DNA-binding transcription factor activity; DNA binding. The coding region runs from base 693 to 2060 and encodes 455 amino acids. The transcript is spliced from 8 exons.
GGUCCCAAAUAAUUUCUUCCCCAUCAUCUCUUUUGUUAUUUGUGGCUGUCUGAGUUCAUCCUCUCUCUCCUCAAACUCUUUGGCACAUUCUCUCUCUGCUGAUUUCAUCUGAAAGUCUGAAACCUUCGCCCUGUUUAUUAAACACACCAUUUUUCUUAACUGAUCUGUUACUUUGCCACUUGGGAAAGUUCAAACUUUUCUCUGGGUUUUCAGGAGAGUCGAUUCUGGAAAGAUGGUGAAAUGUUGGUACUGCGGUUUUAGGGGAAAAUGUUAUGUUGUAGAGUAAGUGAUAUGAGUACAAGCAGGAGGGUAAUCUUUUAGCAGCAUUGUGCAUGUUUUGCUGCUUUAUAGAUGGACCUGAGUCAGUGAGUGGGAUAAAAGAAGCCUUUGAGAAAAUGCUGAUUCAGAAACCAUUAUGGAAUAUAUUGGAUUAUGGGCAUUAUCCAUGGUAUUGAUGCUCAAACAUGAGUACUGAUUGUGUUUUCGGCUCUACUUCAGCCUUCUUUUUCAUGUCAUUAUCUAGUUGACUAUCAUAUGUAGCUAAUAGUUACUGGGUUCAACACUGCUCACUCCUCCCUUUCUGUCUACCAAGCCCGUAAUAAGGUGCUUGUAAACAUUUUUUGCACGAUAAAAUUGCAGCAUAACAAGUAUUCUGCACCUGUCAAAUCUGGUAAACAAAUAGAUUCUGCAUCAUGAAUCUUCCUGGUAGAAAAUCCUUAACUGCAAACGACUCUAGCAAAGUGACAACUGCUUAUUGCCAUGCUCUUCCAUCAGUUGACUUCUCAUGUGUUGAAACAUGCCAAGGUUCAGUGUCAAGUGAAUCUUCAUAUCCAUUUUUGAAGCAAUCAGGAAAACUAAGACACCCAUCUGGACCAACUGACAUAUUCUCAUCUAGUUGUGACAAGAGUGCACCUUCUCGUUCUUCUAUGUUCUGCACGAACCUGUAUUUAUCAUCUUCAUCAAGUUCAGAAGCUCAAAGGCAGCUUGGGAAUCUUCCAUUUCUUCCAAGCCCCUCUGCACCUCGAUCAACAAAGACCCAAUUGUUUCUUAAUGACGAUUCAAUUUCAGACAGUGUAUGUGAGCAAAAGCACUCUGAGGAUACAUUUAAAGAUUUUCUUAAUUUUUCUGGAAGCUUGUCUGAUGGUGACUUUGAUGAUGUUACUUGCGGAAGUGACUCUUUGGCAUUUUCAGAGCAUUUGGAGCUACAAUUAUUGUCUGACGAACUACACUUAGCUAUAACUGAUAGCGCAGAAAAUCCUGGAAUGGAUGAAAUAUACGAAGUAUCUCCAGUGACGUCGAGGCCAGGCAUCCCAUCAACAGUACAGAAGAAUCCUCAGCCCGUUCCACCAUCCAUAAAUGCUAUUUCUGGUAACAAGACAUCUGAGACUGGUGCUUCUCAUAAGCAAAGGAUGAGGUGGACACCCGAGCUCCAUGAACGUUUUAUCGAAGCUGUCAAAAAACUCGAUGGCCCUGAAAAGGCAACUCCUAAAGGCGUGUUAAAGAUUAUGAAUGUUGAAGGGAUCACCAUCUAUCAUGUGAAAAGCCACUUGCAGAAAUACCGACUUGCCAAGUAUAUACCAGAGAAAAAGGAAGAGAAGAAGACUUCUAGUUCAGAGGAGAAAAAAACACUUUCAAGCACCAAAGAAUCUGAUUCAUCGAAGAAAGGGAGUAUAAAUGAGGCUCUCCGUAUGCAAAUGGAAGUGCAAAAGCAGCUACAUGAGCAACUUGAGGUGCAAAGAGCACUUCAGGUACGCAUAGAGGAACACGCACGGUACUUGCAGAAGAUCUUAGAAGAACAGCAAAAGGCUCAAACUGCCUUGGUCUCAACACAGUCCUUGUCAUCAGUUACAAGUGAAGAAGAGCCAGAGGUGGAACCGUGUCCUAAAUCACCAGCUAAGGCUGCUGAAUCAAAUACUGAUAUGUUAUCUACGCUGUCAUCUAAGCGUACAAAUGAGGUGUUGGAGCAGCAACCGUGCCAGAAAAGGCCUCGCCUAGACGAUGAAGCUAAGCCUGAACCCGAGCCUGAGUCUGAGCCACCAGUUGUUGACAUAUCUCUAUGAUUGGAAAGUGGCUUAGACUUGUACCAGUCAGUCUCUCAGUCAUUUCCUGUAAAUAUUGUCUAUUCGUGGUUUAGCUAGUUAUUCUAUUAGUAAUUCACCAAGUUCUGAGCUAGUAGUAGUAGUACUAGUAACAUUUUCUUUUAUAUAAUACUCUAUUUUACCAUUCUGAGCUUAAUAUAAGUGGUUCCAAAAUCAA